CGUUCAGACUUUAGAGGAAACAAAUCAACCCCAGUUUACAUUCUUUCAUCCUCACACACCAUGUUUUCCGUACACACACUCUCUCCCCUUACAACCACCACAACCCACCACCGUAUCUCCACCACACAACUCAAACUCAAACCCAUUCUAUACAACCCAACCCACAACCCAUUCACAAUAAAAUCCUCAAUUGAACCCAACCCAAAACCCAAGUCCCAAAAUGGGUCAUGGGUCAGCCCAGAUUGGCUCACAUCCUUAACAAAAUCACUACUUUCCACUACCCAAUCUGACAAUUCAAAUAUCCCAAUUGCAAAUGCACAACUUGAUGAUGUUUCUGACCUUUUGGGUGGGGCCCUGUUUUUACCUUUGUUUAAAUGGAUGAAUGAUUAUGGGCCUAUUUAUAGAUUAGCUGCUGGCCCAAGAAAUUUUGUUAUUGUUAGUGACCCUGUUAUUGCUAAACAUGUUUUGAGAAACUAUGGGACUAUUUAUGCUAAAGGUCUUGUUGCUGAAGUUUCUGAAUUCUUGUUUGGUUCUGGUUUUGCUAUUGCUGAAGACGCGCUUUGGACGGCAAGGCGCAGGGCUGUGGUUCCAUCGCUACACAAGAAGUACUUAUCUGUGAUAGUUGAUCGUGUAUUUUGCAAAUGUUCUGAGAGACUUGUGGACAAGCUCAAAUCAUACGCAUUAAAUGGCUCCGCUGUUAACAUGGAGCAGCAGUUUUCUCAGUUGACUCUUGAUGUUAUUGGUCUAGCAGUAUUUAACUACAAUUUUGAUUCUCUAACUGCUGAUAGUCCCGUUAUUGAAGCUGUGUAUACUGCAUUAAAAGAAGCCGAAGCACGUUCAACUGAUAUCUUACCUUAUUGGAAGAUUAAUGCAUUAUGUAAGAUCAUCCCAAGACAAAUAAAAGCCGAACAAGCAGUUACUGUGAUUAGGGAAACUGUUGAAGAACUUAUUAUGAAAUGCAAGGAGAUGGUUGAAAAAGAAGGUGAAAAGAUUGAUGACGAGGACUACGUGAAUGAUGCUGAUCCAAGCAUCCUUCGGUUCUUGCUUGCUAGCAGGGAAGAGGUUUCAAGUGAACAGCUACGUGAUGACCUUUUGUCGAUGUUGGUUGCUGGACAUGAAACCACUGGUUCAGUGUUAACAUGGACUACUUAUCUUUUAAGUAAGGAUCCAUCUUCUUUACAUAAAGCACAAGAAGAAGUUGACAGAGUAUUACAAGGCCGUCCACCAACUUAUGAAGACAUAAAAAACCUCAAGUUCAUAACACGAUGCAUAAACGAGUCAAUGCGUCUCUAUCCACAUCCUCCGGUAUUGAUAAGAAGAGCUAAAGUCGCAGAUGAGCUUCCAGGAAAUUACAAGGUCAAUCCUGGUCAAGAUAUCAUGAUAUCAGUGUAUAACAUUCAUCAUUCAUCCAAGGUCUGGGAAAGAGCUGAAGAAUUUAUACCUGAAAGGUUUGACUUAGAUGGGCCUGUACCAAAUGAAUCCAACACCGAUUACAAGUUCAUUCCAUUUAGUGGCGGCCCUCGGAAAUGUGUAGGUGAUCAGUUUGCUAUGAUGGAAGCCAUUGUUGCACUUGCAAUCUUUUUACAGAACAUGGAAUUUGAUUUGGUCCCAAAUCAAAAGAUUAACAUGACAACGGGUGCCACCAUUCACACAACAAGCGGUUUGUACAUGAAAGUCAGAGAACGCCAAAUCAGUUACACGACUGUCUCUUGAAUAUAGAUUAUCUACUUUUACUUACAAAGAUUUACCAUCUUAGCAUAUAUCCAUUUUUAUUUGUUCACGCUGUAGAGCGGGUAAAAUAUAUGUAUAACGUGCUACUAGUAUAUAGCAAAUAGUCAGUAUUGAUUUCUAUCUAGAGUAAACAUUUCUGAUGAAAUGAGAACAUUGAAUGCAAUUGUACAUCUAUUUAUAGUACUAUCACUUGAUGAUGCUCACCAGUUGACCAAA
Erigeron canadensis is the source of this 1947-nucleotide messenger RNA. Its product is annotated as carotene epsilon-monooxygenase, chloroplastic. The transcript has 9 exons. Gene Ontology annotation, cellular component: chloroplast. Gene Ontology annotation, biological process: carotenoid biosynthetic process. Bases 61 to 1713 code for a protein of 550 amino acids. NCBI's taxonomy places the organism in Eukaryota, Viridiplantae, Streptophyta, Magnoliopsida, Asterales, Asteraceae. The record is from RefSeq and is a predicted model, not a curated record. Gene Ontology annotation, molecular function: heme binding; iron ion binding.